AUGUUCGUGCGCCGUCAGCUGUUGGACGCAAACCAAAUCCGGCUGUUCUCACUCACUCUAAAUCGACCGCAUCUGUGGCCUACUAGCUCCGUGUCGUCCAGCAAGACGCUUGAAGAGGCAGAGCCCGUCCAGGGCACUCCCAUCCCUCCUGCUUAUCAUCUAUGCUACUUUACCCCAGCACAGCUACCCGGUAUAUUAGGGCUGGACGGCACGGACGCGAGUUUCAACCCCGAUGCACCCUUCACGAGACGCAUGUGGGCUGGCGGAUCAUGUCAUUGGCCCGGUGCCGAUCCCAACUCAAUCCACCAGGCGCUUUUGGUGGUUGGCGAUACCGUCACCGAGGUGACCAGGGUGUUGAGUUGCGAGCCAAAGGUAAUUGGCAAGACCGGGGAGAGCAUGCUGGUCGUGGGCGUGGAGAAGGAGUUUCGGAACGGCAAAGACGAGCUGUGUGUCCUGGACCGGAGGAAUUGGGUCUUUCGAGUAGCCCUCGACCCAUCGAAGCCUGCUCCACUGGUUCCCAAGCCGAAGGAAUUAUCGCAGGCGGAGCUUGACGAGAGCGUCAAGGGGAAACUGUGGAGGGAAUACAGCCGCGACGAGGCGACACUUUUUCGGUUCUCAGCGCUGACGUUCAAUGCGCACCGGAUUCACUACGAUAAGCCAUGGGCAACGGAAGUGGAGGGUCACAGGAAUGUGGUCGUCCAUGGUCCGAUGAAUCUGAUUGCCAUGUUGGAUCUUUGGCGGGACGAGGCCAGUGUCUUUAGAGGGAUCGGUGAAGGGUCAGCACAGGACGACGCGGUUGUGUAUUAUCCGCAGAUGAUUGAGUAUCGGGCUACGAGCCCUGUAUACGGCAGGGAACCCUACCGGGUGAUGAUGAAUAAGGAGGCGGUGGACAAGAAGGAGGCAGAGACAAGGGUGGUGAGCAACGAUGGCACGGUGUGUAUGAAGGGGACAGUGACGGAUUGGUCUCUGAGCAAGUAG
Messenger RNA from Cladophialophora psammophila CBS 110553, 978 nucleotides. Its product is annotated as mesaconyl-C4 CoA hydratase. Gene Ontology annotation, cellular component: mitochondrion. The coding region runs from base 1 to 978 and encodes 325 amino acids. The transcript has a single exon. Lineage: Eukaryota; Fungi; Ascomycota; Eurotiomycetes; Chaetothyriales; Herpotrichiellaceae. The record is from RefSeq and is a predicted model, not a curated record. Gene Ontology annotation, molecular function: (3R)-hydroxyacyl-[acyl-carrier-protein] dehydratase activity.